CGCACGCCGACUGGACGAGACCUUCACAACAAGCCAAUGGCUAUGAGCUAUUGAAGAGGAUGACAACGUCGCUAGUGCAUUAUUUCAACGAACAGUGACCCAAAGUCAAAUGAGCAGAACCCCCACAAGCGUGUAGAAGCCACUAUAUAUAUAUAAACACAGUCUACAUCCUCACCAUGCCGAGCAGUAAGGCUGAGAAACAGGAGGUCAGCGAUAAUGUCAAAGUUGUGGUGAGAUGUCGUCCCCUCAACCAGAAGGAGAAGAUGAUGGCCCACAAGCAGGCCGUGGUAGUGGACGAGAUCCGUGGGACCAUCACCGUGAACAAACUGGAGAACCCCCACGAACUUCCUAAGACGUUCACCUUCGACACUGUGUUUGGACCGGACAGCAAGCAGCUGGAUGUCUACAACCUCACAGCCCGCCCCAUCGUUGACUCGGUGUUAGAGGGCUAUAAUGGCACAAUUUUUGCAUACGGGCAAACUGGCACGGGAAAAACCUUCACCAUGGAGGGCGUCAGGGCCGUACCAGAACUCCGAGGCAUCAUUCCUAAUUCUUUUGCUCAUAUUUUUGGACACAUUGCUAAGGCAGAGGGCGACACCAGAUUUUUAGUUCGUGUUUCCUACCUGGAGAUUUACAACGAGGAAGUGCGGGACUUGCUGGGCAAAGACCAGUUGCAGAGGCUUGAGGUCAAAGAAAGACCAGAUGUUGGCGUGUACAUCAAAGACCUCUCUGGUUAUGUUGUAAACAACGCUGACGAUAUGGACAGGAUUAUGACACUGGGCCACAAAAACCGGUCGGUCGGUGCUACGAACAUGAAUGAGCACAGCUCCCGCUCUCAUGCCAUCUUCACCAUCACCAUCGAGUGCAGUGAGAAGGGUGUAGAUGGCAACCAGCACGUGCGCAUGGGGAAGCUUCAUCUCGUAGAUCUGGCAGGUUCAGAAAGACAAGGCAAAACUGGAGCCACAGGUCAGCGUUUGAAGGAAGCAACGAAGAUUAAUCUCUCCCUCUCCACCCUGGGGAACGUCAUCUCUGCCCUGGUGGACGGAAAGAGCACACACGUUCCCUACAGGAACUCCAAAUUGACCCGUUUGCUGCAGGAUUCACUGGGAGGAAACUCCAAGACCAUGAUGUGUGCAAAUAUAGGCCCUGCAGACUACAACUAUGACGAGACCAUCAGCACCCUGCGGUACGCUAACCGGGCUAAAAACAUCAAAAACAAAGCUAGAAUCAACGAGGAUCCCAAGGAUGCCCUUCUACGGCAGUUUCAGAAAGAGAUCGAGGAGCUCAAGAAGAAACUGGAAGAAGGUGAGGAGAUCUCUGGCUCGGAAGGCAGUGGCUCAGAGGAGAUGGAUGAAGGGGAUGACGAUGCCGGGGGCGCAGGAGAAGUCCGGCGUAGAAGAAGGGGAAGGAAGAAGGUUUCCCCAGACAAGAUGGUGGAGAUGCAGGCAAAGAUUGACGAGGAAAGAAAGGCCCUGGAGGCCAAGCUGGACAUGGAGGAGGAGGAGAGGAACAAGGCAAGAGCAGAGCUGGAGAAGAGGGAGAAAGAUCUCCUUAAAGCCCAACAAGAGCAUCACCUCCUGCUAGAGAAGUUGUCAGCGUUGGAGAAGAAGGUGAUUGUCGGUGGAGUGGACCUUCUGGCCAAGGCCGAGGAGCAGGAGAGGCUCCUGGAGGAAUCAAACAACGAGCUUGAGGAGCGUCGCAAAAGAGCAGAACGGCUACGUAAGGAGCUGGAGGAGAAAGAGCAAGAACGUUUGGAUAUAGAGGAGAAAUACACAAGUCUACAAGAAGAGGCUCAAGGGAAGACCAAAAAGCUGAAGAAGGUUUGGACCAUGCUGAUGGCUGCCAAAUCUGAAAUGGCAGAUCUGCAACAAGAGCACAACAGAGAGAUCGAGGGCCUCCUGGAAAACAUCCGCCAGCUGAGUCGAGAGCUGAGGCUCCAGAUGCUCAUCAUAGAUAACUUUAUUCCCCAGGAGUACCAGGAGAUGAUAGAAAAUUACGUCCACUGGAAUGAAGACAUAGGAGAGUGGCAGCUGAAAUGUGUCGCUUACACUGGAAACAAUAUGAGAAAACAAACCCCGGCUCCAGACAAAAAAGAAAAAGAUCCGUUUGAAGUGGAUCUGUCCCACGUAUAUCUAGCUUAUACGGAGGAGAGCAUGCGGCAGUCCCUGAUGAAACUAGAGAGGCCCAAAACCUCCAAAAGCAGUAAAAGUGGCCGGCCGAAGACGGGCCGAAGGAAAAGAUCUGCGAAACCAGACGCGGUGAUCGAUUCCCUGCUGCAGUGAAGAUGUGGAGCUCGGCAUUGCUCCACCGCUUUUCCUUCACUUCAACUUUGAUGUAACAUAAAAUACGUAUUUAGUCUUGCUUAUGGUUGAGCAGUAAUAGAUUGUGAGCGUGCACUGUAUAGACGGUAAGGUUUUAAAUGUGAUCAAGCGGCACCUUUAUUAGGAAAACAACCACUUGGAAGUAGGGGCGUAAUUUAUCUGCCGUGGAGCCAGGAUAUUCAGUUUGCAAAACUUCAUAAUAAGACAAUCUGCAUGAAGCAGUGCCUUGCAACCAUUUCGCCCUGCUUUAACUUUUUUUUUUUUUUUUUUAAACAUUUUGUCACAUUGCAACCACAAACUUCAAUGUAUGUGUUUGGACUUUGUGUGACAGCCCGAAUGAGACUGCAGCAGUAAGUCUUUUGGGUUAUAUCUCUACUGGCCUUGCAUUAACACACACCAUGCAACAAUGUGGACGGUAACUUCAAAUUUUUGGUUAGUUUUUCACAUAAAAUAGCGAUUUCCAUGUAGGCCAGAGAGCUCUCUCCCUCCAGCACGUGUCUGCUGGCUCCCCUGCAUGUUUUUUUUUUUUUUUGGAUUUCUUCUUGCAGCUCUCCCAAGUGACUAGCAGUUGUCCUGUUGAUGGUUUCUCCCACCCGAGCCGUGGAUCUCUGUAGCUCCUGCAGCGUAACCUUGGGACAGCUUCUGUGAUGGCUCCUCUUUCAGCGUGGUCUAGGUCAGUUUAGGUGGAAAACCAUGUGUUGUCAGGUUUGCAGUUGUGGCAUGCUCUUUGUGUUUUCAGGCUAUGGAUUUGAUGAUGUUCUGUAAAAGGUUUAAAGGUUGGAAUGUUGUUGUUUUUUUAAUCCCACAUCCUCCUUUAAUAUUUUCACAACUCUGACCUGCCUGCUGUGUUCCUUGACCUCCACCGUGCUGUUUGCUCUCUAAAAAACCUGAGGCCUUCGCACAGCAGCUGGAUUUAUACUGAGAGCAAACACAGGCGGGUGUUUUUUUUUUGUUUUGUUUUUGUUUUUUAUACCAAGGCGACUCCUAAAAGUUAUGGCACUGGAUAUGAUCUUGGAGUAUCGGAAUAAAAUGGGCUGCAUAGAAAUGCACACCACGCUUUUGUGAUGUUUUUGUAGCAAAGGGGGGAAAAAAACGUUGAUCAUUUUCCUUCCGCUUUACAAUUGUUCACUACUUUUGUGUUUUUCUGUCACAAAAAUAAAACACAUUGAAGAUUUUGGUUGCAUUGGGACAAAAUGAGAAACGGUACAAGGGGAAUGAAGAUUUGUACAAGUCUGAUCAAAAUGAAAUUACAGUGCUGGUCUCCAAACUGCAACGUCUUCAAGUUGGCUAAAAAAAAAAAGUAUCUCGUUAACGCGUUUAUCCCUCGGAUAUUAAACCUUCGACUGUUUUAAUCAUAAACCAGCCGAUUUAUAUACACUGAAUAACUGAAGACACUGUCUUUGGAUUCCAGUUAAAACCUAAAUUAUUCUACCAAGUUCAGCUGAAGUGCUUAAAAGCUUUCUAAACUGCUUUUUUAAAGUCUGAAGUAUUAAGAGCAUGCAUGCUGUUUAGCUCUUAUGUCGCCACCAUCUAACCCCCCCUCCAGUCAACUUUUUAAUUUCCACACUUGUUGUUGCAUAUAGAUAGAUGUAUGUUUCAUGCACUCGUAGAACACUUUUUUAAAAAAAACAUUAUGUUCUAUAAUGGAUGUAAAAUUGAUUUUCCUUUGUUAUCGUAGCAUAUGUUGAGUGUUUACACCCACAAACAUCUGUAUUUUAUUUAAUAAAUUAUUAUUCAUGACA
Fundulus heteroclitus (mummichog) is the source of this 4063-nucleotide messenger RNA. RefSeq names its product kinesin family member 3A (gene kif3a). Gene Ontology annotation, biological process: microtubule-based movement. The coding region runs from base 177 to 2282 and encodes 701 amino acids. The record is from RefSeq and is a predicted model, not a curated record. Gene Ontology annotation, molecular function: ATP binding; microtubule motor activity; microtubule binding. The transcript is spliced from 17 exons. Lineage: Eukaryota; Metazoa; Chordata; Actinopteri; Cyprinodontiformes; Fundulidae.